Xyrichtys novacula (pearly razorfish) is the source of this 4181-nucleotide messenger RNA. The record is from the annotation of a GenBank genome assembly. NCBI's taxonomy places the organism in Eukaryota, Metazoa, Chordata, Actinopteri, Labriformes, Labridae.
ACUAAAGAUUGUGUAACGGGCAGCCGUGAUUGACAGGGUGAAACAGCAUCUUUCCUUCAAAACAAAGCGGUGUUAAAAUAUCUGGAGGGAGAGAGGCGUUUAGUGCGGUCUUUGUUGGAGCAACACGGUGGAGAUCAAAUCUGUUUCACGCUGUAUUAACUUUUGUCGGAAUAAACUUGUGAAAAUCGCCAAGAUAUAAAAAUAAGACCCGGUUUGUUUGUCAGUUUAUGAAGUGAGCUUUUAUUUUGAAAGCCAAAGCAGAGGGCUUCUUCCUGCUCGACGAUUGUUCGCACAGCAGGCAGAUUCUACCGUCAAACAAGGUAAGAAAAACACUCCUUGAACCCUGUUAUGGUUAAUUUUUAUGUUUCAUUGCGAUGUAAUCAAAUAUCCUAUCUUACACAAAUAUGAAUGAAUAAAACCUUGUUUUCAACCAGCGGGUUUUUAAACCGUUUUCUUCUUUGAGGCUAUUAAUAGACUAUUUACAUCACCCGUUUUACCCCUGUUUUUUAUUUGACAAUGUAUGUAUCAAUUUACAUAGAAAGUACCUGGUUUACAGUUAAUUCUAUAUCAUAAUUAUAAGAUAGUAAAUAUGUCGAGCAUUAUCUCUCCACAUCAGGUGCCUUUUUUCUCCACCUGAGCUUGUUUGAACACGCAGUUGUGUUUGAAAAUGAAAAUUACUCGACUCCAUCUUUUGUGGUGUAAAACUAUUUGUGCGUUUUUGUUUGUUUGUUUUAUCCCCUCCAGAUGACAGAAAUGAGUCCGGCUGUGAGGUUAUCGUUGCUUGGCCUCCUCUUGUGCCCGCAGCUCGGUCUGGCUCCAGCUCGCAGCCCCCGCACGGUGGACCAGGUGUCUGAGGCCGACAUCCAGCGGCUCCUACACGGCGUCAUGGAGCAGCUGGGUAUCGCCAGGCCCAGGGUGGAGUAUCCUGCACAUCAGGCCACCAACAUCGUCGGGCCUCAGAGUAUACAGGGUAGGAUGUGUGUCUGGGCCUUGGAUUCAAAUGGCUUUGAGUAGUUUAGUGUUUUAUACCUUAUAUCUGUGCAAUGAGUCUGAAUCUUCAAGAUGUCCAGGUAAAUAUUAGUACUCGGAAAAAAAAAAACCAAGUCUUGUAUUUAGAAAUUUGCAGACUUAUAAAUCAUUUAAUGUCCUAAACUCAUCUGCUUGACACAAUAUAAACAAUAAAGAAUACAUCAAGAAUAUAAGUCUAAGAAAGCUUGAGAUGAUAUAGAAGUCUCUGCUGAAACAGUUUUCAAGCGUUUAUUGUGAAAGUAUCCAUCAGCGCUUGAGUGUGAUUACUACCCUUUGAGUGAUGAUGCUGUAUCAGUGCUGACUGCACUGCUUGUUUUCUCACACAAGGUGGUGCUCAUGAGGGGCUGCAGCACCUUGGCCCCUUUGGAAACAUUCCCAACAUUGUGGCAGAGCUGACAGGCGAUAACGUUCCCAAAGACUUUAGCGAUGACCAUGGAUAUCCGGACCCUCCAAACCCCUGUCCCCUUGGAAAAACUGGUAGAGACUCUUGUCCAAAACAUAUUAAAAUAAUAAUUUGUUCUGAUAAAAAUGUGAUGUAAAUGCUGUUGUGUUGCCAUUUCUUUCAUCUCUUACUGUGCUUUAAGAUGCCUUAAGCAAGAACAAUUGCUGAAGUAUUUUAGCACACCUGAGGAAAAGUUAAGAUGACUUACUUCUUUAUUUCUUACACACUCUGUCUGUGUGUCCUUAUGUUCACAGCAGCAGAUGGCUGCUUGGAAAAUGCUCCAGACACGGCAGAGUUCAGCAGAGAGUUCCAGAAACACCAGCACUUGUUUGACCCUGAGCAUGACUACCCAGCUUUGGCUAAGUGGGUGAGUACAGAGUUAAACAGUGGAAUAAUUAUUAUUUUUAGAUUAUGAAGUCAUUUUUAGGAUAAUCUCUUCAUGCAAUCUUGUUUUGUAUUAACUCCUAAUGAUUUUAUAUCUAAAUAACUUAAUUAAUGCAGAUUUGAUAUGAUGAUGCUUAUUAAAGGUUGAGUCACAGACACACUUCAUAUUUGAAAUGAUUUAUUUGAGAGGUCAGAGCAGGAAAUAGAUAGAGAGGCCUCAGGCUGGAAUCAAACCUGGGCAUAAUCUCUAUACAUCCUUUUAAACAAGAUCUACCUACCUGAUGAAGGUCUAGAAUCUAAACACUGCAUGAAAAUAUCUGUUAUUGACAGUUAGACAGUUGGGGAAUCACAGUUUUUGGACUGUCUUGCCUCUCUCUUUCUCUCUCUCUCUCUCUCUCUCUCUCUCUCUAUCUUUCUCUAUCUCUCUAAUGCACCUGCCCUUUAAAAAUCAAAGUGUUUUCCACUUUUAAUCAAAACUCAAUAAAAUGGGUGGAAAUGCUUCUAAUCAAGCUGUGUCUGAAAGAAAGUACAUCUACUGCAUGAACAGGAUUUAACUGCAAGAUUCAGGCAGCACACUUUAACGCUGGCAGUUUCUUUUACUUGAAAUGUUUAUUCUAAGAUGUUUCAGAGGCAAACAGUAUACUUUUUAUUCCCCAAAAUAUGUCUGACAGUUUUUCAGGUUUCAUAGUAAAUUUAAAAAAUUUGAAUUAAAGACUGAGCUCUGUUUAUUCAAACAGACUCAGUUUAAAUGUGUUAGAUGAAGAUUAUGAUUGGAGCUGUAAAUUCUUCCUCUGUCAUCUUUUCUUUCUUUGGCUUUUGAGAACAAGUGCUCACAGCCUAAUUCUCACAGAAACAUCACGAAGGUCACGAGUUUUCCCAUUUAGAGGAUGAAACCAAACUUUUCUGCUGGUUUGGUUUAGCCUGAAAAUUGAGCCCUUAGAGUAAUUUUUUAUAGUCGAAAUAGCGCAAGGCAGCAGAUUUUUCACUUUUCAUUUCAAAACAAAGCAAAGGCUGCAUGAUUUAGUGCCUGAGAAUUUUUUCUUUUUGUUUUCUUUCAGAACAAGGAACUUUUGUACCAAAAACUGAAGGGAGGACCCAAAAGAAGAAAAAGGGUAAAUUGUUUUUCUUCUUCCUUUUUCUGUAUUAUUGUCCAUAUUGUCCAUCAUUUAUGUCUGAAGGGGGCGGUGACUCUUAAACUAAAUGCUUUCAUGGAACUUUUUAUGUGUGGGGAUAAAUCUUGACCGGCAAUUGUCAGACAUUGAAUCUUGGAGGACAUGUUUACAAAUUGUAUUUUUCUCUACCUCCCUGCAGAGCGUUAACCCGUACUUGAUGGGCCAGAAGCUGGAAAACGUGGUCGCCAAGAAGUCUGUUCCUCACUUCUUUGAUGAAGAAGACAACUCGGCACCGACGGCCAAAUCCACAACCUAAACACUCAGUGUAAUAUUUGAGAUCACUCUCAGAAUCAAGUUUUUAUGACUAAAUAUUUCAGCAUUUUGUUUGGUAAAUAAUGGGACAGGGAGUUUAAAAAUCAAGAAAUAGUGAUAGUCAUCACAAAGAUGAUGUACAGCUGAGAUUUUGUUUAGUAUUUGGUGGUAUUCCUUUAAAAAAACACCAAAAAGUCUAAGUCAUGGAUACAACCUUCUAAAAAAAAAAGUGCAAAAACUCCACGGUUUUGGUUAGACUUUUGGAUCAAGAUCUCUUUUGCUUUUUUGAUAUUUAAGAAUGAACCUGAAAAGGCAAACUAUUCAGUUAGGAAGUCAAAGGAUACAGACCUUUCAAAUAUCUAUAAUACAUAAAUUUUAACUUUAACAGCAAACAUAAAGUACCCCUCAAGGACAAAAAACCACUUAUUUAUCAGACACAGAGGUGAUUCUUAGACAGUUUUCAGGCAUCACCACAAAAUGCUCAAAUAGAACAUGCUGAAAACUUGAUUAACAGUGUGCACCAUAACUGUAACUGUAUUAUAAUGAGAAGCUGUACAAAGAUGUAAUGAUUUAAGGGAAAGUUAUUAUAUUCAUGACUGUACAGAAAGAGUAACUCACUGAAGUUUAUUUUUUGUCUCAAUAUGACAGUUUAUACCCUCAGACUGAACACAGCUCACGAUCUUUUAAGUACAUUUGAAACUGUUGUAGCUUUGUGUUGUCAUUUCAAAUGAAUGCCAGUGAGCUUUAUUUACAUGGUAUGGCACAUAUAUUAUAAAUCUGUUCUCUUCACUGUACUGCAGAGACUUAGUGAUUCAGUGUUGGGUCAUUUCUUCUUCACAUACAUGUUUGUGUUUUUGUUCUGUAAAGUCAAAUAAAAGAUUUAUCUGCAAUGACAAAGUCUG